AUGGACGCGCCGAAAGAUUCAUUUGGACACCAAUCGUCCAACUGGCCUCAGGUGGUCGGCAUCUUUAAUCAGGUGCUCGAUGUUCUCUACUGCCUCUUCCCGAAUCUGCCAUUGCCACACCCGCUUGUACGCGACUUAGAACCUGCCAUCCUCGGACUCGCCGAGGCCCUAGCAACCGUGGCGCCGGCCGCAUCUGCCCCCAUCUCGGCUAUCCAAUGUACAGCCAGCCUCUUGGCUAAUGAGGGCGCUGUGGACCGUCUGACCGGUAGGCUCAAGCAAUUGGGCGAUCGGUUGCCUGUGAACCGGCCGGCAGCCUCUGAGCCACACUUGCAGGUACAUCCGGAUGCCCUUCUGGCGUUGGCGCCACGUCCUGCGCCCUCGACGGCCUGGAACGUUGCCGGCGGCUUCGUGGCGGCGGAAGGCCUCAGACUCCUUUCAGUUCAUCGGAUAGACCCGAACCAACCAGACCUUCUCGAGGCGUAUCGAGCCCUCUUGCUUACCGGCCUCAUUCAAUCCGGCCUCUUCGAGCGUUGCCGAGCUCACUUGUAUUGUGAACUUAUUUUGUGA
Molecule: messenger RNA, 567 nt
Organism: Protopolystoma xenopodis
Lineage: Eukaryota; Metazoa; Platyhelminthes; Monogenea; Polystomatidea; Polystomatidae
Source: the annotation of a GenBank genome assembly